Messenger RNA from Scutellospora calospora, 128 nucleotides. NCBI's taxonomy places the organism in Eukaryota, Fungi, Glomeromycota, Glomeromycetes, Diversisporales, Gigasporaceae. The record is from the annotation of a GenBank genome assembly.
AUAAUCAAGACGAAUCUAACGACGACAUACAUUUAAAAAGUGAUACCGCCAGUGAUUUAAGCAAGAGUGAUAUACAACCAAAUAAAAAUCUUGAAAAUAUAUUGAGAGCAAUACGAACUCUGGAUGAA